Sorex fumeus (smoky shrew) is the source of this 610-nucleotide messenger RNA. It is a transcript of the gene LAMTOR4, whose product is annotated as late endosomal/lysosomal adaptor, MAPK and MTOR activator 4. NCBI's taxonomy places the organism in Eukaryota, Metazoa, Chordata, Mammalia, Eulipotyphla, Soricidae. Gene Ontology annotation, molecular function: guanyl-nucleotide exchange factor activity. Gene Ontology annotation, cellular component: Ragulator complex; lysosome. Gene Ontology annotation, biological process: cellular response to amino acid stimulus; positive regulation of TOR signaling. Bases 110 to 409 code for a protein of 99 amino acids. The transcript has 4 exons. The record is from RefSeq and is a predicted model, not a curated record.
UCCAAUCCGCACCUGGGGGCGGGCUGCAGCCCGCGGGGAGCACGUGACCUGGGCUGGAGCCGGAAGCUACCUCUCCAGCAGGCAGCGCCCCCCAUCACCUAAGGCUGCGAUGACGUCUGCACUGACCCAGGGACUGGAGCGAAUCCCAGACCAGCUGGGCUACCUGGUGCUGAGCGAAGGCGCAGUGCUGGCGUCGUCUGGAGACCUGGAAAAUGACGAGCAGGCGGCCAGCGCCAUCUCGGAGCUAGUCAGCACGGCCUGUGGGUUCCGGCUGCACCAUGGCAUGAAUGUCCCCUUCAAGCGUCUGUCUGUGGUCUUUGGGGAGCACACGCUGCUGGUGACUGUGUCGGGCCAGAGGGUCUUUGUGGUGAAGAGGCAGAACCGAGGCCGCGAGCCGAUUGACGUGUGAGCCCCAGGGGCAAGGGCACAGGCCAUCGGAGGGGGCUCCACGUCUGAAGACUGACACCCCACCUUCCUGCACCCUCCACAGCAUUCUGCGCUCCCAGCCCAUCCUUACUGAGCAGAACUGAGGUGUGGAGACUUUGUGCUGGGGGGGGCGAAGGGGUUCCCCCUCUUCGUUCCCUCCCUUGUAAUAAACAUGACCCAAUGU